AUGUCUAAAUCCACCAUUCUCGCUAUUUUCAUGAUCGUCCUCGUUCUAGGGAAGGUAACGAAAGAGACGCAAGGACAAGAAAUGUGUCGUGAUAUUUUAAUGAAAGCUAAGAACUGUGAUGAAGGCACUUGUGAUACUCUGUGUAAGCAAAAAUGGAAAGGAAAUGGAUCGUGCUUCCCAAACGUUUAUACUUAUAGAAAAAGUUGUCUCUGCACAUUUCCUUGCAAAACUUAA
This is a messenger RNA of Arabidopsis thaliana (thale cress), 234 nucleotides long. It is a transcript of the gene LCR52, whose product is annotated as low-molecular-weight cysteine-rich 52. Gene Ontology annotation, cellular component: extracellular region. NCBI's taxonomy places the organism in Eukaryota, Viridiplantae, Streptophyta, Magnoliopsida, Brassicales, Brassicaceae. The transcript is spliced from 2 exons. The coding region runs from base 1 to 234 and encodes 77 amino acids. The record is from RefSeq and is marked reviewed.